UCUGGUUGGUGUUCCCAGGGGCCUCAGCCCAAGGGACGAUGGUGCACACAUGGGUGGCUGCUUCUGCAUCUCUAGGGAGCGGAGUUUGUCCUGGGGCCCAGGCAAAGAUACUCCUUCCAAGGAUCCGACCGCAUCAAGCGAGUUUAUCUCCUCACCAGAAUGCAAGGAAAAAUGCUUCCUGCCACAGAAGAUGACUCCAGACCUGACGCUCUCUUUCUGCGUGAAGAGCCGGUCCCGAAGGUGUGUAAAUGGCCUUUUGCAGGAAGCUGCCAGGAGGAGGCUCUGGGCCCUGGAGAAUGAGGACCAGGAGGUGCGUGCACUCUUCAAGGACCUUUCAGCAAGGUUGGUGAGUGUCCAGUCCCAGAAGUCCCAGUUCCUCGUCACCUUCAAGACCAUGGAGGAAAUCUGGAAGUUCUCCACGUAUCUGAAAUUAGGCUACGUGUCCACCUGCCUGGAGCACCUCCUCUUUGACCACAAGUACUGGCUCAACGGCAGGCUGGUGGAGGAUACGGAGAUCCACGUAUCAGUAGAUGAUAAACACCUGGAGACAUUAUACCUGGGACUCCUCGUACAGGAAGGGCUUUUCUCCAUACCCACAGGCCACUUCUUCUGCAGAGCCACGCGCUCCGUGGCUCCGCUGCCCGAGGAUGAAGGCGAGUAUUUGGCUCUUGGCAAGAACGAGCUGGUCUCUGUGAAGCUCACUGAAGGAGAGACCGAGUGGGAAGGCGUGUCCUUGGUGACGGGUCAGCGGGGCCUGGUGCCCGUGGCAGCCCUGGAGCCCCUGCCGCUCCCUUUCCACCAAUGGUUCCUGAAGAAUUAUCCCGGAAGCUGUGGCCUUUCCAAGAACAGGAAUUGGACAAGCUCCUAUCAGAUCGGCCGAGGAAAAUGUAAGGUCUUGAAGGGCUAUGACAGAGAAGAGGAGGAUGAACUGAGUUUCUGCCGGGGAGAAAACCUGGAGGUCAUCGGCUUUAUCAUUCCUGGGCUCCCGUGGUUUCUUGGGAAGUCAACCAGCUCAGGAGAAGUGGGCUUUGUCCCCACUAUGAACAUAGAUCCCGAUUCGUAUUCCCCAGUGAGCAAGAACUGUGCCUUUUACAGCGACGAGGAAAGGUGCUCUCUGUGGGUGCUGGGCAGUGACAAGGAAGCCGAGUGCUCCAGCUUCCUCCACACGCUGGCUCGCACCGAUAUCGCUUCCGUCUACCGCCUUAGUGGAUUUGAAUCCAUCCAGAAUCUUCCAAAGGAUCUGAGUGCAUCCCCGCCAGAAGAGUUCAAGCAGACCAGGUCUGGUGCAGCCUGGGAGGAGCCCCAGGCCAGGGGCUCCCCACGGUCCAGCAGCUCCGAGGACUCCAGUCCAGAAGAGGAGCUCCUCUCCGCUGCCUCUGACAGCUAUCACCUGCCAGAGCCUGAUGACCUCGAUGACCCGGAAUUGUUCAUGGACCUCAACGCUGGUCAAGAGGAAGAGGAAGCUGAGGACUUUGCCUCCAUAUUGGCUUUCUUGGACCAGGAGGGUUAUGCCGACCACUUUAAGACCCUCUAUGAUUUCUCCUUCUCUUUUCUCACAACUUCCUUUUAUAGCUUCUCGGAGGAAGAUGAGCUUGUGGCUUACCUGGAGGCCUCGAGGAAGUGGGCCAAGCGGAGCCAGAUGACCUGGGCCCAUGCUCGCCUCUGCUUCCUCCUUGGCCGGCUGAGCGUCAGGAAGGUCAAACUCUCUCAGGCCAGGGUGUACUUUGAGGAGGCCAUCCACAUUCUCAAAGGCGUGUUCGAUGACCUGCCCUUGGUCACGGCUCUGUAUGUCAACUUGGCAGCCAUCUACCUGAGGCAGAGGUUGAGGCUUAGGGGUUCCUCCACCCUGUUAGAAAAGGCCGGGGCCUUGCUGGCCUGCCUGCCUGACCGUGAGUUUACUACCAAGAACGAGUUUGACGUGGUGGUCUACGUAUUGCGCCAGGGGAUUGUGGCAGGCAGCAACCCCUUGGAGGCCCGGGCCUGCUUUCUGGCCAUCCGAUUGCUCCUCAGCCUAGGCCGUCACGAGGAGGUCCUGCCCUUCGCCGAGCGUCUGAAGCUCCUUUCCGGACACUCUUCUGCCUCAGAUGUUGUGAGCAACAUCUUGAGUUUCCUGUAUGACAAGAAAUAUCUUCCGCACCUUGCAGUAGCCUCUGUUCGACAACGUGGUGCCCAGAGUGCCCAAGGGAUGUCCGUCUCUCUUUGGCAGGUCCACCUGGUCCUCCAUAAUGUCACCAGGCUCCUUGGUGUUCCUUUCCAAAGCUGGGAUGAAGUUUCGACCCUGGUCUGCCCGACACUUAGGCAUGCACUGUCUGCCUGUGGGGAGGAGACCAGAGAAGACCAGAGCACCCAGAGGGCCCUAUGUCUCGUCCUGUCCAAAAUGCAUCUCCAACACAGGUCUCCCGAGGGUGCCAUCUACUACCUGAGCCAAGCCUUGGCAUUAGGACAGCUGCUCGGUGAGCUGGAAGCCUUUGAGUCUUCCCUGUGCCUGGCGUGGGCCUACCUCUUAGCCAGCCAGUCGAAGAAGGCUCUGGACAUCCUUGAGCCUCUCGUAGGCUCCCUGAAGGACUCAGACAGUGUUACGAUGGAGAAAGGAGUGGUCCAUAACCUCCUGGGACUGGCCCUUCAGGGGGAAGGCCGAGGGAAAAGGGCGGCUAAGAGCUACCUCCGGGCCUUGAGCAGAGCUCAGGAGAGGGGGGACCUGCGUAACCAGGCGGUGACUUUGGCCAACCUCGGCCACCUGACCCUGGGGUCACGGGCACAACAGCCGGCUAGGAAGUAUCUCCUGCAGGCGGUCCGGCUCUACUUUGAACUCGAGGCUAGCAAGGAGACGGACUUGGAAUUGGUGCAAGUGCUCCUCUGGUUGGCCCAAGCCCUGGUGUACAGGCGCCAGCUGGCCAGUAGCCGCCUUUGUUAUGAGAUGGCAUUGCUGUUUGGCUUAAGGCACCUACACCUCAAGAGCCAGCUUCAGGUCACCAAAUCCCUCUGCCAUUUCUACAGCUCUGUGUCCCCAAACCCUGAGGCAUGCAUCACCUACCACGAACACUGGCUGGCCCUUGCUCAGCAGCUCAGGGACCGGGAAACGGAGGGGAAACUGCUGGAGUCCCUUGGGCAGCUCUACCGGAACCUCAACACAAGCAGGUCCCUGCAGAGAUCCCUUACCUGCAUCAAGGAGAGCCUGCGUAUCUUCAUUGACCUGGGGGAGAGAGACAAGGCGGCUGAGGCCUGGCUCGGGGCUGGGCGCCUCCACUACCUCAUGCAGGAAGACGCUCUGGUGGAGCUGUACCUGCAGGCAGCCAUCCAGACAGCCCUGAAGUCAGACGAGACCUCCCUAGCUCUCAGACUCUAUGAAGAAGCUGGAGAUGUGUUCUUCAAUGGGACCCGAGACAGGCACCGAGCAGUGGAGUAUUACCGACUGCUGGUCACAGUGGACCCAUACACCCUAAAUGCUGCUGCCUGGUCCCGGGCCAUUCCGUCGAGCAGUUGUACAUCAGACUUUUGUUCAUGGAGUUUGCGUUGGCUGAUUUUCCGAAGUAGAUUGCCGGGCCGCUCUUCCGUGGUUGUCUUGGUCUGGAAGAUCCACGGAAAGCUGCUCAGCACCACGGCAGCAUGAAUGUCCCCACGGACAGUUAGGGUUACACCAUCCCAACUGCACCUUCUGACUAGAAGGCACCCACAGGUUUGUGCUAUGUGCUCCUGUCUCCCAGGGUGGUUCCUGCAUCACACAAGGAAUAUGGGAGAUGGUUUAAAGAGGAGCAGAGGUGAACAUUAUGUUUUAUUAUAUUUUCGUUAAGUAUGUAUUACAAUGUAUUUUUCAAAAUGAAAUAAUCAUAGUAAUAGCUGAUUUAACCUAUGAUUUCACGGCUAUUAUUGCCUAGGAUGAUGGAAGUUAAUUUAAGAAUUAGUACUCUUGACACAAUGGAUGGAUGGAUAGAUUGUGAGAAGAGUUGUGUGAGCCCCCAACAAAAUGAUGAAAAAAAAUAGUACUAAUGAAAUAAACGUCCAGAUGUUAAGCAGGUAUAUAAAAUUAUUAUUGCUGUUCAAAUCCAAAGUUGGGAAAACCUCAUUAUCUUAUUUGACCUUAAAUUUUCAUUAUUCAGAUAUUCAUUCAUUUUUUAUCUUGUCAUCAGACAUUAAAAACAAGCACACUUGCUGCUAUCGAGUUGGUUCUGCCUUAUAGAGACUCUAUAGGGCAGAGUUAAACUGCCUCUGUGGGUUUCCAAGACGGUAACUCUUUAUAGGAGUAGAGCACCUCACCUUUUCCCCCUUGGAGUAGGGGGUGGUUUUGAACUGCUGACCUUGUGGUAAGUGUUUAUUAAGCAUCCAAUAUGUGUCUGGUACCAAACUAGGUAUGGUAGACAGUGGAGAACAAGAAGCAAGUCCCUGGCUCUUGAGGUGCAUGUUUCCACAUGCAUGUUAUAGAUCAGAGAAUGAAGGAGCAGAGAGAUAUGAUUGUCUUAAUAUCACAUAUCACUCACUGUCAUCAAGUUGACCCAACUCAUAUCAAACUGCUCUUGUGGGUUUCCAAGA
This is a messenger RNA of Echinops telfairi (small Madagascar hedgehog), 4527 nucleotides long. RefSeq names its product SH3 domain and tetratricopeptide repeats 2 (gene SH3TC2). The record is from RefSeq and is a predicted model, not a curated record. Gene Ontology annotation, biological process: regulation of intracellular protein transport; regulation of ERBB signaling pathway. The transcript has 15 exons. Gene Ontology annotation, molecular function: protein binding. Gene Ontology annotation, cellular component: recycling endosome. Bases 50 to 3610 code for a protein of 1186 amino acids. NCBI's taxonomy places the organism in Eukaryota, Metazoa, Chordata, Mammalia, Afrosoricida, Tenrecidae.